UAUGUAGUGUAGCCGUGAGCGCAUCGCGUUAAACGAGACGAGAUCGGCAUCUGUCUGCCAAACGGCCUGGGAAAGCCUCGACUAAGCAUAUAUAAGUAGAAGCAGCAGCAGCCUGUGACCCGCUGAAUCAGGACUGAGAACUUUAUAAAUAUUGUUCGAAUGAAUGAAGACCGCUAGCCUGGCUGAUAACUGCCGUCUUUGAACAUACACACUCAGGUUUACCUGGUAUACCAGCUCACUCCUAGAAUACGGCUGGAUCUGGCAACGCUUGUUCAACUCGCAAGGAGAGAGAGAGAACGCGGUCGUCCACCGCUGUGAUUAGUCGCCAUGGGAAAGCCAUUCUUCGGCCUUCGAGGGCAAGCCCUCAAUUAUGCUGUCGGUUUUGUCGCUGGCUGCGACUUUCUGCUCUUCGGUUACGACCAGGGUGUCAUGGGUGGCAUCUUGACAAUGCCUCAAUUUCUUAGCAUCUUUCCCUCCAUCGACCCCGACGACCCGGCCAUUGCGGAUAACCCAGCGCUUAAGUCGAACCGAGCUCAGACACAAGGUAUUGCCGUCGCGAGCUACAACCUAGGCUGCUUUCUCGGCGCCGUCAUUAGUAUUUUUAUCUCGGAUAAACUUGGUCGCAAGCGCAUGAUCAUUCUCGGCACCGCUAUCAUGAUAGUUGGUGCUGCUCUUCAGGCGUCGGCGACCACAUUGCCACAUCUUAUCGUCGGCCGAAUCAUCACCGGUCUUGGAAACGGCGGAAAUACAUCCACAGUGCCCACUUGGCAAUCUGAGACUUCGCGAUCACAUAAAAGAGGCAAGCUGGUCAUGAUUGAAGGUGCCCUGAUUACAGGUGGAAUUACACUCUCAUAUUGGAUUGACCUCGGCUUCAGCUUUGCGCCGGGCACCGUCGCAUGGCGGUUUCCUCUGGCCUUCCAAAUUGUUUUCUGCGUAUUCAUUCUGGCCUUCAUCUGGAAUCUCCCCGAGUCGCCGCGAUGGCUAAUCCUAAAGAACCGGGAGCCGGAGGCGCGUGAAGUUCUGGCUGCGCUGGCUGAUAGCACCCCUGACGAUCCCAUGGUCCAGAAUGAGUUUUUGGCUAUCAAGGAGACAGUCCUGGAAAUGUCCAAGGGCAAAUUCUCCGAUCUAUUCAAGAUGACGAAAGACAGGGAAUUCCACAGAACCUUGCUCGCUUAUGUCAACCAGGUGUUCCAGCAGAUCUCUGGCAUCAACCUUAUCACAUAUUAUGCGGCUGUCAUCUACUCCGGAUUGAACCUCAGCGGGUUUCUUUCCCGACUGCUCGCAGCUCUUAACGGCACGGAAUACUUCAUCGCCUCCUGGCCAGCAGUGUAUCUCGUCGAUCGCGUCGGUCGACGCAAGCUCAUGUUGUUCGGUGCUGCCGGCCAAGCCGCGACCAUGGCUGCCCUUGCAGGCUCCGCGUCGCUGACUGGAGGAGACAACCCGCCCAAAGGACCGUCGAUCGCUGUUAUUGCCUUGCUGUUCAUCUUCAACACGUUUUUCGCCGUCGGCUGGCUUGGAAUGACCUGGCUCUAUCCCGCUGAGAUCGUGCCUCUGAAGAUUCGGGCACCUGCAAACGCCUUAUCCACUUCUGCCAAUUGGAUUUUUAAUUUUAUUGUCGUUAUCAUUACCCCCAUUGCAUUCAACAACAUUGGUUACCAGACAUAUAUCAUCUUCGCUGUUAUAAAUGCCUUCAUGGUCCCUUCCGUUUACUUCUUUUACCCCGAGACGGCGUACCGAUCUCUGGAGGAAAUGGAUACCAUCUUUCACAAGGUUGAUGGCGUCAAGGGCUACCUCGACGUGGUGCGCGUAGCAAGGGAGGAGCCGCGGCGUUACGGAAAGAAUGGCGAGCUGCUCAUCGCCUACGAUCAGACCGACGAACACAAGUCUCAUAUGCCUCACUCAGAGCACCACUCCAACAGCGAUGCCGAAAAGGCCACCAGCGCUAUGGUGCCAUAGAGCAUAUAGAGAUAUAAUCUAGUUCUAUCGAUUCUUUUGGAGCGUAUGGUUACAGCCAUCUGAGGAUGGCGCUGAUGUACAUAUCCAAUUCUCAGACCCUUAGGGUUUCCUGGUAGCAGGUCUAGGUCAAAUCAUUACAAAACAAAACGCC
Xylaria bambusicola is the source of this 2107-nucleotide messenger RNA. Its product is annotated as general substrate transporter. Bases 328 to 1956 code for a protein of 542 amino acids. The transcript is spliced from 6 exons. Gene Ontology annotation, molecular function: carbohydrate:proton symporter activity. Gene Ontology annotation, cellular component: membrane. NCBI's taxonomy places the organism in Eukaryota, Fungi, Ascomycota, Sordariomycetes, Xylariales, Xylariaceae. Gene Ontology annotation, biological process: transmembrane transport; carbohydrate transport. The record is from RefSeq and is a predicted model, not a curated record.